This is a messenger RNA of Xylona heveae TC161, 829 nucleotides long. RefSeq names its product N-acetyltransferase 5. NCBI's taxonomy places the organism in Eukaryota, Fungi, Ascomycota, Xylonomycetes, Xylonales, Xylonaceae. The transcript is spliced from 3 exons. The record is from RefSeq and is a predicted model, not a curated record. Gene Ontology annotation, biological process: N-terminal peptidyl-methionine acetylation. The coding region runs from base 168 to 737 and encodes 189 amino acids. Gene Ontology annotation, molecular function: protein-N-terminal amino-acid acetyltransferase activity. Gene Ontology annotation, cellular component: NatB complex.
ACGAGAAGACGUUUAGCUACCCUGGAAGCUGUUUAAAUCCGGCCAUCAUCAGCUCUGGACAGCGGGGCUUUUAGUCAGACUCAGGAAGUCAUUCCAAUAUCCUCUUUGCCGUCGGUAUCGAGCUCAAAUACUUCUGAUUGCCCCGCCGCAAGGAAAUUCCGCCUAGCAUGGCUGCGCUUCGGCCGUUUCACCCUCUCGAUUUAUUCAAGUUCAAUCACACAAAUCUUGAUCCAUUGACCGAAAACUAUGGCAUCGACUUUUACUUUUCAUAUCUGGCAAAAUGGCCGUCACUUUUCAAUGUCAUUGAAGGUGCCGAUGGAAAGAUAAAUGCAUACAUGAUGGGCAAGCUGGAGUCCAGUCCACCGGCAUACCAACAUUCAGAGCACGCUCUCCCUUGGCACGCUCAUAUUACCGCCUUGACUGUCGCGCCAUCAGCGCGACGACUCGGUCUUGCGCAAAGACUGACUUCUAGCCUUGAAAAGGCUGGAGACGAAUAUAACGCGUGGUUUGUCGACUUGUUCGUGCGGGAAAGCAAUCAGGUUGCGCAAUCAUUAUAUAAGGGCAUGGGAUACAGCGUGUUCCGGCGAGUAGUUGGCUAUUACAGCGACAAUCCAACAGGGAAGUCUGAUAGUGAGGAUUCAUUUGACAUGCGAAAACCUCUGAAGCGGGAUAAGAAGCGGGAACAUAUACGGGAGAACGGAGAGAACUUCCCAGUCCCUCCAGACUUUAUUUUCUAGUCUUUUAAGCCUUUGCAAUACUAUUUUUCAGGGACGGUUCAUUUGUUGGAAUAAUAAGAUGUACCUUCAUCACCAAUGCAAAUGACGGAGGC